Messenger RNA from Rotaria sp. Silwood2, 663 nucleotides. The record is from the annotation of a GenBank genome assembly. Lineage: Eukaryota; Metazoa; Rotifera; Eurotatoria; Philodinida; Philodinidae.
AUGCUUUUAUCAUUAGUAAUUACUGAUCCUUAUUUUACUCGUUUCCCAUUCUCAGAGAUAAUUCAAUAUACUAGUUCAUCUCUAUGUCUGCCUAGAAUAAUAAAAGCUCCUCUAAAAUUCUUUAAUCGUUCAAAUGAAACUGUUUAUGCCAUAUGGAAUACAAUAGCAGGUGGCAAUAGUUCACCAAUAUUAACUAAUGAAAUUGUGGAUAUAUAUUAUCCUGAUAAUUCUCCAGACGCCUUAUUCGAUUAUUAUAUGACCACCGAGUAUACAAAUUACGGAAGCUGUAGUAGCAGUUACUUAUCUAUGUUGAUAACAUGUGGCGAAAAUACUGGUUGGUAUUUAACAUUGGACAAUAGCUUCUUCAGUCUAGUAGCAUUUUCUGUGGGUACAAAUACGAACUAUCCACAACGUGAUCCAUUGACAAUCACUAUUGAAGGUAGUAAUUUGUAUGGAAAUGAACUUAUCUUUGGAUGGAGCUGGACGUUAAUCUAUAAUGGUAGUACAGGACUUAAAUACAGUCCAGGAAGAUCAACGUUAGGAGUAUUGCAAACAAUUCCUUAUUUUCCAAUACCAUUCGCAAAUUAUCGUGUUCUGGUUACUUCAAAGAGAGGCAUUGAAACUUGUACAUCAUACACAGAAUUCAUGAUGAUUGGCUAUUGA